Messenger RNA from Aspergillus chevalieri, 1242 nucleotides. Its product is annotated as Zn(II)2Cys6 transcription factor domain-containing protein. Lineage: Eukaryota; Fungi; Ascomycota; Eurotiomycetes; Eurotiales; Aspergillaceae. The coding region runs from base 1 to 1242 and encodes 413 amino acids. Gene Ontology annotation, biological process: regulation of DNA-templated transcription. The record is from RefSeq and is a predicted model, not a curated record. Gene Ontology annotation, molecular function: zinc ion binding; DNA-binding transcription factor activity, RNA polymerase II-specific. The transcript has 2 exons.
AUGAACGCCAGGACAAGCCCUUCGAGAAAGAAGCAACGUGCUCCGCCCCGUAAGAAGGCCUGCAAUAGCUGCACGAGAUCCAAAGUCCGCUGCGAUCUCGAGAGACCGGCCUGUUCAAGAUGUCGAUCACGAGGCCAGAACUGCGAGUAUCCGGCCAACGAAGGCCUGAGCCCAUCUGUUGAGAGCACUUCGUCUAUGAUAGAACUCGAUACAACAGUACUCGGAAUUCCGCGACUGGACCAGAUCACGGACGCGCCGGUUGAUUUUCCUUUUGGUGCAAUCACAGCCGCUCAAAACCAACCACAAACAAGACCGGAGCGGGACAAAGAGACCGAGUUUGACCUGCAAGUAGUCGAAUUGGCACCUAGUGCUAAUGCUGGAGAUAUCCGGGAUCGUUGGCUGAGGCCUUACGUCCUACCUCUUACAGAAGGCGAAGAGAUCCCCAAAGCGUAUCAUCCGUUCACCUUGCAGUACAUCGCACGGAUAUUAUGUACAUAUCCUCGUUGUAUGCAGAAGGACGGGGGACUUCCUCCCAUAAUUCAUCGCGCGCAGAUAGUGGGGAGAGAAAUGCCCCGCGCGCUUGCAAACUGCUAUAGCUUGGUGCGGAUGUGGGAGCAGGCGGUCCCCGGGAGCGAGACAAUGGUGGUCAGUAUUGUAGAGAAUGAGAUGCGACGGUUGGCUGAAGAGCCUCCGAGUCCUUAUGACUACGAACUUCUCGCAGCUUUCCAGGCAUACAUGAUCUACUCGAUUAUGAUGUACUUCACUCCUAUUGGUGGUCCCUCCGUCUUGAAUGACCAGGCUAUGAUGACUCUCAUGGAAAUGGCUUUUCGUACCGCACGGAAUGGCCUCUUCUGCACCGCUGAACUCUCUCGAUCGCGGCCGAAUUGGGAAUCCUGGAUUGUGGCAUCUACUAAACGCCGGGCUAUUCUGGUCAUGUACCUUUUCAGCAGCGUGUACAAUGCUGACCGUCUCCUGCCAAAUUUCGUUGCUGAAGAACUACGGGGAUUGUACGCUCCGGAAAGCAGGUCAUUAUGGGAUGCCGUUGACCGCGAAACAUGGACCAAAGAGUACGACCGUCACCUGCUCGACUGGGAAGACGGAAUGCUGGAAAUUUCAGAGUUGUGGAGGUCAGUAGAGACUUCCUCUCCACCACGACGGAGGAGAAUAGAGCGCUGGGUACAGACGGUGGAUGAAUUCGGGAUGAUGAUAUUCGCCGUUUGCGCCCAUAUCCAUGGAUGUUGA